Urocitellus parryii (Arctic ground squirrel) is the source of this 681-nucleotide messenger RNA. RefSeq names its product clarin 3 (gene Clrn3). NCBI's taxonomy places the organism in Eukaryota, Metazoa, Chordata, Mammalia, Rodentia, Sciuridae. The record is from RefSeq and is a predicted model, not a curated record.
AUGCCGACUACACAGAAAACCUUGAUGUUCUUGUCUGGCUUUCUCACGAGCCUGGGGUCCGUCAUUGUAAUCUGCUCGAUGCUGGGGACCCAAGCAUGGAUCACCAGUACAGUUGGCAUCACAGACUCCAUCUCCAACGGCAGCGUCACCAUCACCUAUGGUCUUUUUCGUGGUAGGAGCACUCAAGAAAUUGAUCAAGGACUUACAGAGCCAGACAAAGACUUUGAAGUUUUAGGGAUAUUGAACAAUUCUUCCCCAAAAACUCUGCAUUUGGUGGCCAUCCUGUUCCUGGUCCUCAGCUUGUCCACUUCRCUGCUAAGUUCGGGCUUUACCUUCUACAACAGCAUCAGCAACCCCUACCAGACGUUCCUGGGCCCGACAGGGGUGUACACCUGGAAUGGACUUGGCGCAUGCUUCAUUCUCCUGACCAUGCUGCUGUUUGUGGGGAACACACAGUCCAACCGUCUCUCCGGGGAACUGCUGGAGAAGCUUUACCCAACAGUCACUAGUGGAGGAACGACCCACAGCUACGGGUACUCAUUUUGGCUCAUCCUGCUGGUCAUUCUUCUCGAUAUCGUCACCGUGGUCAUCAUCAUUUUCUACCAGAAGGCCAGAUACCAGCAGAAGCAGGAGCAGAGAAAGCCCAUGGAGUAUGCUCCCAGAGACGGGAUUUUAUUCUGA